Molecule: messenger RNA, 360 nt
Organism: Arctia plantaginis
Lineage: Eukaryota; Metazoa; Arthropoda; Insecta; Lepidoptera; Erebidae
Source: the annotation of a GenBank genome assembly
AUGGAAGACAAUGCCGGCCCAGUGACCGAGUGUGAGCGAUCGACCGGCGCAUGCGCGAGGAGCAAGCCUCCCGCCGGCUCAGACAGUCAGCCACCGCGCCGCGAGCGAAGUGCGCGUCUCCACAAUCGCGUACCAAUACCAUCUCGUAUACUGAACAACCAGUGGUCAUCGCUACAUAUUAUAUACCCCCAUGCGUUCUGUUUACAAUACCACAUUAUCACGUGCAUCUGGAUGUACUGGCACAUGCUAGACGCACGUGAACCGACCACCGUUUCACUCCACAAACGUUUCUGGUGCGUAUUUUUAUGUACUUUAGUGGUUUCUUAUUUUCUAGCAGAUAAAGGUGUACUGUCAAUAUGA